Dicentrarchus labrax (European seabass) is the source of this 2242-nucleotide messenger RNA. It is a transcript of the gene cd302, whose product is annotated as CD302 molecule. The coding region runs from base 74 to 832 and encodes 252 amino acids. The transcript has 6 exons. Lineage: Eukaryota; Metazoa; Chordata; Actinopteri; Moronidae. The record is from RefSeq and is a predicted model, not a curated record. Gene Ontology annotation, molecular function: signaling receptor activity.
UGUGUGUGUGUGGGUGGGAUCUCGCUGCGGACACUUGAGUCGUGCAACAGUCUGAAAACUACUUUGGUGCUACAUGAUUUCUUUUUGUAUGUUCGCCGUCAUGGAGUCAGUGAAGAACAGCCACGGUCCUCGCUCACUGCUGUGCUGUGUGUUUGUGUUGUGUGUACAGCUGCGGCUGGGUCUGACGGGAGACUGCCCCGCAGACGGACGCACUUGGGUGCCGUUUCAUGGCAGAUGUUACCACUUCGUCCAUGGAGAAGAAGACAGCAUCAAAAGCUACACUUUUGAGAGAGCAAAAACCCUCUGCCAAGGAUUUGAGCUUUUGACCAUCCAGAGCGCUGACGAGAAUGACCUCGUUAUUAAAUAUAGUCCAAAGGUGUGGAAAGGGAAGGUCAACGUAUGGCUGGGAAUGUAUUAUGACACAGACAGUGAAGAAAUGAAGUGGUUUGAAGAUGAACCUGUGCGAUUCACUAACUGGGAGGACAGUUCUCCAUCAGACCUCGUGCCCUUGGAUACAUGUGUGGCUCUGCACACCAACACAGGAAAGUGGGAGAACGUCAGCUGCCUGGACGAAGUGGAGAACGGAGUGAUCUGUGAGACAAAUCAGAAGGCAGAGGAAGCCAAGAAAAAGCCCAGUGCACUGCUGUCCGCCCUGGUCGUUCUCAGCGUGGUAGCUAUCAUGGGAGUCUCAGCAGUUAUUUGGUUCCUGCACCAGAAGCACAAUGUUGGCUCCACUAUGCUCACGGCAUUCGAGUACCACCCUCCGUUCCGAGUCCUGGAAACAGACCAGUCCUGCCUGGUGGAGUCUGAGGAGACUGACAGUGUGCCAUAGGAGAACUUUCUCUCUCUUCCACAAUAGGAAGCAAUCAGACCCUCCUCAUUGGGUCUUCAUGCAAAAAGAAGUCCGCUCUAAACAAAACAGUUACAGAAGUAGUUUUGGGUUAACAAUGUCAUGACUCAGAAUAAUAUAGUAUGAUUGUAAGACAACUCGACUCCAGGCUUACUCUAAUACUAACUUCUCACUGUGGCACAAACAUCUCACUACUUCUGCUUUUUUGUCAUCUAUUCUGUACUAACAAAGAAUCACCUGUUUUUUUUUGUUCAGAUUGGUGCAUUUUCUUCUGCAACUGUGGCCUGGUGUACGUUUCAUCUGUGAUUUGAUGUAACAUCAGGUCAUUAUGAGGCACCACGCAUUUCUUGGGGAUCAUUAUUUGUGUCUUGCAUACUAAAAGUAACUUACUGUUGCUCACUCAAAGAAGGUGAGAUUAAAUGAAUAUACUUUUUGUGAGCAGACAGAAAUUUACUGUUACACGGCGACUUUAUUAUUGCAUUAAACUUGGGGACUAACAAGAGGGACAUUGGAAAAAGAAUGAUCAAUUGGUGCUGAGACAUCCUGAGUUUUAGUCUAUAUAUUUAUCGUGCUCCAAAUAGGAAGAAUUCUACAUUUCACAUAAUACAACCGAUUAAUCGUAGUCUACAACCCCCCUACGAACAUCAUCAGUAGUUAUUUUCUCAGACUUUAAAGGUCCAGUGUGUAGGAUUUAGUGGCCUCUAGCAGUGCAGUUGCAGAUUGCAACUCCCUUGCUCCACCCUCCCCUCCCAAGCACAAAGGAGAAACUAUGGUGGCUCUGAAAUGCGCAAGAAGCACAAAUACCCCAAUCUAAAGCCUGAGUUGGUUUCUUCCUUCUGGGCUACUGUAGAAACAUGGCGGUUCAAUGUGGCGGCCUCCACGGAAGGCGACCUUUCUGAGAUAACAAAAACAUAGCAAUUUCUAUUUUAAGAUGAUUAUACACAAAUCAAAAUAUACUGAUUUUUUAAAAAAGCUCCCUCCAGAUGCACACUAUUAAUUAUACAACCAUGAUGAAUAAGCUGACCUUUUAUGUGUAAAAUCGGAGGUGGUCCUUUUUAAGCAGUACUCAAAGAAACAGGAAUUCUCAAUCACAGGCUGUCAAGGGCAUAUGUAAAUAGUUUGACACGAAACAAGAGCCCAGCAAGAGUAUGAACAAUUGCAGUGUUACUCCACGUGUGUAAAUGUAGAUUUGUCCAUAAAGCAGACAAUGAAGUGGAAAGCCGUCCUUAACCAAUGCUGCCAAGAGACGCUAUUACAAUUGUGUAUAAUACCCCUCUUAAUACUGUAUGCCAUUUUAACAGCAUGGAUGCUUUCGUGCAAUAUUUAAGAUUGAUUUGGCAGGAUCUGAGCCCUUGUGUGUUUUUCAUAAUAAAGUAUGUUUGAGUAUAAGAA